Sorghum bicolor (sorghum) is the source of this 1032-nucleotide messenger RNA. RefSeq names its product protein PEROXIN-4. The transcript has 6 exons. Lineage: Eukaryota; Viridiplantae; Streptophyta; Magnoliopsida; Poales; Poaceae. The record is from RefSeq and is a predicted model, not a curated record. The coding region runs from base 274 to 747 and encodes 157 amino acids.
AAUAGAGUUUGCAGCUGGGCUGAGGCGGGCCCACCGCUUCCACUUCUCCAAUUCCACUUCCACAUUCCCCGGUUCCUUUCCUUCCCCCGAUUACCUUCUCCGACGGCCACUGCCCACCGUCGCUGCAGCAGCAGCUCCUCCCUGCUCUCCGGUGACUUUCCCCACGCCGGAGUCGAGCCCCCGGUGCCAUAAGCCCAAGGUUCGAUUGCGUUUAGUGACGCCUUUGCCUAUAUCAGCCCUGUGGUCAUAACUCUCUAGCAGAGAAAGGAGAAGAUGCAGGCAUCUAGGGCAAGACUUUUCAAGGAGUACAAGGAGGUACAGCGAGAGAAGUCAGCUGACCCUGAUAUCCAAUUAAUAUGUGAUGAUUCUAACAUAUUCAAGUGGACUGCUCUUAUCAAGGGCCCUUCUGAAACACCUUACGAAGGUGGUGUGUUUCAACUUGCGUUUGCAAUUCCAGAGCAGUAUCCUCUGUUGCCUCCUCAAGUUCGAUUUUUGACCAAAAUUUUCCACCCAAAUGUGCAUUUCAAGACAGGUGAGAUUUGUUUGGAUAUAUUGAAGAAUGCAUGGAGCCCUGCAUGGACCCUUCAGUCUGUUUGUAGAGCGAUAAUUGCUCUGAUGGCCCAUCCUGAACCAGACAGCCCACUUAACUGUGAUUCAGGCAAUCUCCUGCGGUCGGGUGAUAUCAGAGGCUAUCAAUCAAUGGCCCGCAUGUAUACAAGGCUGGCGGCCAUGCCAAAGAAAGGUUAGCUGUAGAACAUAUGCCAGGCCAAGAGCAUAUGGCAGUCCAUGCAUCGCUACAUGUUGUCAGGUCUGCCUUGUGCUGUCUAUGAACUUUGUGGUUCUUGUUUCCUAAAUCCUAACCAUUCAUAUGCGUGCGUGCGUGCGUGUGUGUGUGUGUUUUCUUGGGUAGAUGGGACAAAACCUGGAUUCCUGAUGCUUGGUCUGUGAUGUAAUAAUAAGUCCUGGAAUUCAACAGUUGCUACAACUGAUCUAUUGUAGUGCUCUGUAUUUCUGUCGGUUUCUGCUGCAACA